AUGAAGUGGGUUAACAACUCUGAGGUUGCAGCCGGAUCAGCUGACUUUAAGACGGAGCUUAGUCAGUCGAAUGUGUUUGAUCGUCGACUUAAAGGGAAGAUAUUAAAGGUCGUUGAUGUUUCGAAUGGAGGUGAAGAUGGUUUCAAUCAAGCUAUUAAGUUGUCUGCUGAGAAACUGGGGAAUGUCAAGUUUAUGCAAGAGAUUCAUAUCAUAGGCAAGUAUUUCGAGGAGAUCAGUCGUGAUAGUGGGAAGUAUGUUGUCGGGCUUGAUGAUACCUUGAAAGUACUCGAAACAGGCGCUGUUGAGACCCUUAUCGUGUGGGAAAAUCUCGAUCUUACCAGAAGAAGUUUAUGGAUUCUGAGUAGCAAUCAACCAACUUCAGUAAUUCCGGUUCAGCGAUGGAGCAAGAAUCCUGCCGUGAUGUACGUGGACUCGGGCCUGACUCAGGCGCGGAUGUGGUCUCGUCAGAUGAACGACCUGCACGAUGAAAUGAAGUCUCUCGUCUAUCUGAGCAAUAUGAAGGUCACAUUCAUCCAUCAAGUGGCUCGUUAG
This is a messenger RNA of Capsicum annuum, 552 nucleotides long. Its product is annotated as eukaryotic peptide chain release factor subunit 1-2-like. Gene Ontology annotation, cellular component: translation release factor complex; cytosol. Gene Ontology annotation, molecular function: translation release factor activity, codon specific; sequence-specific mRNA binding. Bases 1 to 552 code for a protein of 183 amino acids. The transcript has 4 exons. Gene Ontology annotation, biological process: cytoplasmic translational termination. NCBI's taxonomy places the organism in Eukaryota, Viridiplantae, Streptophyta, Magnoliopsida, Solanales, Solanaceae. The record is from RefSeq and is a predicted model, not a curated record.